AUGGACCCCCGUUCUCGUGCCUGCUACAACUGCGGUGACGCCUCCCACCAGGCCAAGGACUGCCCCAAGAAGGGAACCCCCACUUGCUACAACUGCGGUGGUGAGGGCCACGUCAACCGCGAGUGCCCCGAGCCUCCCAAGGAGCGCACCUGCUACCGCUGUGGCCAGACCGGUCACCUGUCUCGCGAGUGCCCCCAGGGCGGCGGUGCCAGCUACGGUGGCGGUGCUUCCGGUGGUGGCCAGGAGUGCUACAAGUGCGGCCAGGUCGGCCACAUUGCCCGCAACUGCUCCCAGGGUGGUGGUAACUACGCUGGUGGUGGUGGUGGUGGCUACUCCUCCUAUGGCUCUGGCCGUCCCCAGACCUGCUACUCCUGCGGUGGAUUCGGCCACAUGGCCCGUGACUGCACCCAGGGCCAGAAGUGCUACAACUGUGGUGAGGUCGGCCACGUCUCUCGCGACUGCUCCACCGAGGCCCGUGGUGAGCGUGUUUGCUACAAGUGCAAGCAGCCCGGCCACGUCCAGGCCGCCUGCCCCAACUAA
Messenger RNA from Penicillium subrubescens, 540 nucleotides. RefSeq lists its product as uncharacterized. The transcript has 6 exons. Gene Ontology annotation, cellular component: cytoplasm. Gene Ontology annotation, biological process: positive regulation of cytoplasmic translation. The coding region runs from base 1 to 540 and encodes 179 amino acids. The record is from RefSeq and is a predicted model, not a curated record. Gene Ontology annotation, molecular function: single-stranded RNA binding; mRNA binding; zinc ion binding. Lineage: Eukaryota; Fungi; Ascomycota; Eurotiomycetes; Eurotiales; Aspergillaceae.